AUGGUCUUUAAUUUUCCUUGUCUGGGGUUUUUGAUUCUGUGCACGGCCUUAAUCACUACUAAUUGUGUUUUAGGGUUUUCAUCAAAAGGUUUACCUAUCUCAUCCUUCAAUGAAUCUUUCUUUCGUUUAUAUGGGAAUAAUCGUGUGAUUUUCCUUGACAACGAAGGAAAAUCAGUCCAAAUUUCCCUCGAUAAAAGUUCAGGUUCUGGUUUCUUGUCACAAGACAUGUAUCUCCACUCAUAUUUUAGUGCUUCCAUCAAAUUGCCAGGAAAUUACACUGCUGGAGUUGUUGUCACUUUUUACACAUCAAAUGGGGAUGAGUACAAAACUAACCACGAUGAAAUAGAUUUUGAGUUCUUGGGUCAUGUUAGAGGCAAACCUUGGUUGGUCCAAACCAAUAUUUAUGGCAAUGGAAGCACAAAUAGGGGACGUGAAGAGAGGUACAAUCUUUGGUUUGAUCCUACUCAAGAUUUCCAUACUUAUAGUAUUCUUUGGACUAGUAAAUGGAUCGUUUUUUAUGUGGAUGAAGUUCCUAUUAGAGUGGUUCAGAAGGUUGAUGCCAUGGGAGGAGAUUUUCCCUCGAAGGCCAUGACUUUGUUUGCUACAAUAUGGGAUGGAUCUGCUUGGGCAACAAGUGGAGGCAAACACAAGGUUAAUUAUAAAUAUGCUCCUUUCCUUGCUAAAUAUUCCAAUUUUGUGUUAUACGGAUGCUCUCUCGAUCCGAUCCAAAAAGAAUUAGCUGCUGAAAAGUGUGGCAGUGCCACAGAUUUGAGUACUUUCAAUGGUUUGACAACUGAAGAAAAGAGCAAAAUGAUGAAAUUUAGGAUGAAAAAUUUGAUUUAUUCUUAUUGCAAUGAUCGUUCUCGAUAUCCAAUUCCAUUGCCCGAGUGCAUUGUAAAAAGGAAGCUCUAG
Molecule: messenger RNA, 912 nt
Organism: Dovyalis caffra
Lineage: Eukaryota; Viridiplantae; Streptophyta; Magnoliopsida; Malpighiales; Salicaceae
Source: the annotation of a GenBank genome assembly